UACAUUGAUUGUAUGUACGAAUGAAAAUAUUUGUACGUUAAAUUGACCUCAGGUGUCAUUAUUAUUCGAGACAGACACGAUAACAUUAAAUUAAUGAAUCCUUACACGUUCAGUGACCGUCUAGUCAUGGCAACGAGAGCACGUUAUAAGGUAAUAUUUUUAUUGUCAAUAAUAUUCUCGCUGGCAGAAUGCAAUUCGUACAUCGAGGAAAUGUCGGAAAAAUUAGACAAAAUGUUAUUGGAUACAAAAGCGCCGAGGUAUUCGCGAAAUAUCGACGAUUCGCAAAUCUGGCAGCAGUAUAAAUUUGGCACGGGAUCUGGAAAUAGAGACGAAUUAAUUGUAACGGACGUCGAAGUGCAAGUGGACGUAGAAUUGAAAAUAGCCAUAAACAAUUGGCAAUUAUUAGAGACAAUGAAUGGCAGAUAUUUAGCCGGGACAGACGGCUCUAUGUUAUAUCUGUACAAGUUGGAUCUGCAAAAUGGCCAUAUGUUUAGUAAGCUCUUGGUAAAAUUUCCAAGCAGGACAGAAUCGUCCUUGAAAAUAGUGACUUUCAAAUUACUCGAUAUGCCAAAAUCAGAUACCGAUACAAGCGACUUAAUUGUUAUUCUAUGCGUGGAAUUGAAUUACGUGACGAAAUUACAGUGGUACACGAUAUCCAAUAACAGUGUUGAAGAAUUUUGGUCCUGGCCAGUGCAAGAAAAUGUUGAACGUUUCGAGAUUGUCCGUCACAAGGAUCAAAAUAUCAUAGUUCUGUUGAACGAGGCAAAAUCUUAUCCUGAGAAAUACUCCUCUCACAUCUACAUUUAUGGAUUUAGAAUAGAUGAAAAUUUACCACUCUCUUGGUUAAUUCAAAAACUGCCCGUUUCAAAUGUUCUCAACUUGGAAGUUUGUCCGUUUUAUGAUAAUACUGUUGUUAUACUGCAAGCUCAGAAUGAAGUGUUUGUAUAUGAACUGAAAGAUGAAAUAACGGAAAUGGGAAGGUUUAUACAAAUACAAUCUGUCACGUCGAAUGGUUUAAAUAAUGUUAUUUGCUUCGAAAGUGGAUACAUGCAAUAUUUAGGUAUUUCCGGUCAGGAGCCGGAUAUACUUACUUUCUCUGAAAAUGAAUUUCUUGACGAUAUUCAAACUGAAAAGUUGCUUAAUGAAAUAGACGAGGUCACGCGGAUGAUUGAUAUACCCGUUGAUUCUUAUAAGGAUGAAUCAUUGCUACUGAUCCAAUCAAAAAAUUCGUCGGUAAUAGCUCUCUCUUGGUGUGGUCAAACCUUCAAAAAAAUAUCUUUACCAGAGAAUAUCGAUCAUUUUGAUUUAGCCAAAAUCAUUCCCAUUCCAAAAUUUGGAUUUCUUUACGAAAAUACAUUCGUAAAAAUUGACACCAAACUGCAAGACGUAUCAAAACCGGUUCGCGACGAAAUGGAAGAAUUGUUAAAACUGAAAAGUAAUUUGGAGGGGGUGUUAGAAAAGCAGGAAUUAAUUCUCGACAGGACAGCAGUCCUUAUGAACAAUAGUUAUUUCAAUAAUCCAGAAAUUACCGGUUUUUGGAAUUUCACUGAAGUCCAUACCGAAACUGCAAUCAUAUAUGAGAAUGCAACUUGUCAUUCUAUAACGAUGGGUCCGACGUUCCUUACAGUAGAAGAUAUGCAUGCGAAUAUAAAUUCAUCCAUAGAUGUAUUAAAGGAAAUUUAUUAUAAAACGGAGGAAAUUGCUUCCAAUCUGGCAAAUGCAAUUCCGGCUCACGUAACGGAACUUAAUUUAAAUGAGAAUAUUGAAAUCGAAGGAAAUAUUGAAAUCGGCGAAACGUUGAGCGUGAAUAAUUUGACAUUGGAUUAUCUUAAUCACGUGAAACAUACUGAAAUAUUACAAGAGUUCAUAUACGGUGAUAAUGACGUCAUAGAGGGUGAAAAAUGGUUCCCACAUAUUGAUUUUGAAAAACUAGAAAUAUAUUUCGUAAAUGAUGUUCCUAUGAAAAAUAUAGUUUUUGACACGACGACUAGUAACUACGAGAACGUUGAUUUUUCAAAAUUGGAUCAUCUAAUCGUGGAAGGUGAUCUCAGCUUCUCAACUAUAAAUUCUAGAAAUUGGAAAAAUUUGUUGAAUAAUAUCGUUUUUAAAAGCAAAUCGUAUGUUAUACCUGGAGAGACAAUCGUGAAUGGGGAAAUAGUUGCGGAUUACGUAAAUGUUGACAACGUAAAUGGUCUGCGAUAUCCUAACGAUUAUGUGUUACGUAAUAGCACAAGUAUGGUACUGGUAACGGGUCAAAAAACUUUUGAUACGCUGACAGCCACGAAACUUUCGGGUAUUAAAUAUCUGAAUGGAAUUCCUAUUGAAGAUUACGUCAUUAUUGACAGAAAUCAAUCGUUGACUGAAGAAAUUACUUUCGAUAAUUUAAAAGUUACUGGGAACCUAUUGAUCGAUAUCAAUAUAACGGAUCAACGUGUAGAACCGAUUGAAUUGGGACCAAAUUUAGAACAGUCGAAUGUAAUUACAUCUGACGUGACAUUCACAAAUUUACAAGUUAUUGGAAACGUUAUAGUAGAAAAAUCAGUAAAUGAGAGGAAAUGGUCGGAUUUUGAUGACAUAGUGUUUCAUGAUGACAUUAAUGCUAAGAUUUCGGGUAAAAAGACCUUUUUGGGACGAAUAAAUAUUGAUAAUGAAGAUAUUUCCGAUAUUCAGAAAAUCAAUGGCCAUUCAAUUAAUGAAUUCGUUAAUAUCGUCGACGAGCAGGAGUUUCCUUAUUUAACAAAAAUUUCUUCGGAUGUUUCUUUCGGUGAAUUGAAACAAGGAGUCACGACAGAACUGCAAAACUUUUUAAACGAGAAUGUCGAUGAAUUUGGGAAUGCAAAAUGUUUUUCAAAAAUUAAUUUUGAACAGACUCCAGUCAUAGAUAACUUGAACUUCGACACCGUAAACGGAUUUAUUUCUCAUUCAGAAUUCUCAAACAGAUUAAAUCGCACGUUUGCUCAGAUGAACUUUAAUAAAGUGUCAAUGAAAAAUUUAAUUGUUCCGGAUAUUGUCGCUAAUACUAUUAAUGGUGUUGAUUUCUCAGAUUUUGAAAAACGUAGAUUGUCAAAGUCAGUAGCACAAAAUUUGACAGGUAACUUUACGUUUGAGAAUUUGGAAACGAAUUAUCUGAAUGCACAAUUUUUCAAUGGCAUUUACGUACAAGAACUAGAGCGUCUUAGAUUCAAUGAGGACACGUUGAUCAAUAAUAUCUUGAACGGAAGUACGGCCAUAGAUUUCCUGAUGGUGACGGGAAACGUCCAGACCCCAAAAAUCAACGGAAAAAAUGUGAAUGAGAUAUUUACCCCGGCAAAAAUGGGUAUGGUGAUUUUUGAAACUGACGUUUCCAUCGAGAACUUAAUAGUUCUGGGUCAUGUCAAUGAUUUCGAUUUCAACGAACGUGUUGCCGACUUAAUUCUUAAGACCGACAGAAAUAUUGUUGUUUCCGGAAUGAAAACGUUUGAUAGGAUUAUGUGUCAAGAAUUCGACGUGAACUUUAUAAAUCGAUAUUCGAUCAAUUCUAUACUUGAUCCUGAAAAAGAUCAGCAACUGACAGGACCUAUAACGGUGAAUGGAGUUGUUACAGUUGAGAGCAAUUUUGAAUGCAAUGGAAAAAUAGAUGGCAUACCGUUUAAGGAUUUGAUAAAUAGAUUUUCAUAUUCAGAAAAUAAUACACUUAUCCUUAGGGGUAAUUUCCAAUUUGCUAAUGACGUAAGGAUAACAAAUUUGAUCGUCAAUGGGCCAAUUCAAGAUAUGCCUUUUGAUAGCUUUUUCGACACUGUCAUUUUUCCAAAGGACGACAUGAGUAUCUCUGGAACGAAGAUUUUCCAGGGUUCUGUAACGUUUGAGAAUAAUUUUACGAUUUUGGAUAAAUACAACAGUGUCAAUUUGAAAGAAUUUUACGAGCAUGUUGUGUUUAUCGACGAGCCCAUAUUUAUUACGUCAGACGUUAAUUUUCACGAUGACGUCUUCGUCAUGCAGAAUAUAAGUGCAAAUCGAGGAAUGGAAACAAGAUUCAUCAUGGAAAUUGAUAUUGAUGAAUUAAAAGCAAAUGCUGUACAUUUGAAUAGAAAUUCAUAUAUAAUCGGUCCAAUCGCGUUUACUGACGUCAUAUUUGAUACUGGUAUAAACGUGGAGACUCUUAAUGGGAUCAAUAUUCAUUCAUUGAUUACGCUUAAUUCGCAGCAAGUUAUUGCUGAUCGUAUUUCUUGUCCAAGUUUCAGUGUUAAUAAUUUAGAAAUCACUGGCUUUGUCAAUGGCUACGAUUUGAACAAGAUCUAUGAAGACACAUUCAUGUUAAGAGGAGAUCAAAACGUUACGGGACAUAUAACGUUUUAUGGUCCAGUGUACACACUUCAAAAUUUUGAUGCGGUCUAUAUAAAUGAGAUAAGCACAUCACAGUACGUUUACGUGAAUGAAAAUGAUACUGUAUUCGGAAACUUGACUUUUAAACAACCAAUUACUUUAAGUGGUAGCCUGCGCAUUUUGGGCUUGCUGAAUGAUGUGAUAAAUCCCAUUGGAUGGGAAGGUAUUGCGGUCACCACUAGUUUUCCUAUAAACCAAGAAGUUAAUGGUCGUUGGGUGGUACAUGGUAACGUUCAUUUUGAGAAGGAUGUAACAGGCAAUAAAAUAGUAAAUGGAAAUAACGUGGAGAAAUUGGCAGAUAAAGUGGAAAAGGCACAGUUAACAUUGGACGCUAUUAUUGCUGAGACAAAGACGGAUAUGAAGAGCAUUUGUCAUGAUUUAGAGUUAUUACGAAAUCGCGCCACAACCCAAAUAUAUCAAUUCAAAUAUUUCGAAUACCUUCGUAUAUUGAAUUUCGAUACUUCUGUAUGGAGCAUUCAUCAGUUUGAAUAUAACGAUCUUGAUUAUCUAAUUAUUAAUUUCGGUACUUGUGACGUGAAGACAUUUAUCUAUUACAAUGGAACAUUCGAUUCCGUUGAAGAAGCGAAUGUUUUGGAUUUUGGAUUAAUCGACCGAUGGAUUAGUUUAUCAUAUAAAAAAAUUCCAUACUUCCUGACACUGGGGAAAUCCGGUUGUCGUAGAGACGGGGGAAAUUUAUGGAAAUUCGAAAAUAAUCAAUUCACCCAUGUUUACUAUUUUGGAAAUGUGACUGACGUAACAAAACUUGGUAUGGACUACUUUUUGGUUUUGGCUGAUAAACAUUUGCAGAAAUGGUCUAUCGAUCAAAUAUAUCAGGAAUCUUUUGUAAUUCCAAAAUCGUAUCCAAUAAACGAUGAAAACUCAAAAUUUAUUCCAAAUUUUGAAAAAGUACUUCUUAUGGACGAACGUUCAAUUUAUGAGUAUAAUGUCGAAUUUAUGAAUUAUACGUAUGUUCAAAAUGAAUUUGGGAACGAUGAAACUUUUGGGUUCAAAUUAGGAGUUUUUGAGAGGACAAUGUUUCUUUCAUACGAUGAAAACAUCAGCCCUGAAUAUAUUUUUAUAUACGAUAAUGAUGCAACAGGAAGAAAAAUUGAGCAAACGAUACGGGCUCACAAUCCAAAGUCCUUUUCAAUUUUGAAUUUUGAUGAUUUUAUAGAAAAUUUUCUGGUUUUCAUUGAAAAUGGCAAUAAACUACAAAUAUAUGAAUACCUUGGCAUACAGGGCUUCGUUUAUAGAGAAAGCAUAAAAAUGGAAGCACAAAAAUUGUUCACGUUUAAACUACGAAUCCAUAAAAAUCUUUCGAAAAGGCAUUGCCUUGGUGUAAUACACAAUAACAGGUUAACAAUAUUGGAAUCAACGAUGUACGGCGAAAAAUUAGAUAUGAAUGAACUAGAUUGUAACAAUUAAUAUACUGGUAUAGGGCAAACGUUUGGUCUUGUAAACGUGUAAUUACUAUGAUUUAUGUGUAUUCUAAUAUUUAUUAUUACAUAUAUGUUCUGAGUUAGAUUGUCAUAUAUAUUUAUAUGUAUAUUAUAUAUUUUUUCCUAAGAGAAACAUCAUUUAAUCAAUUAAAGAAAAGUCAGUUUGUUAAGAUGUUAGUUUUUCACCUUUAUUACUUUAUUUAUUAUCGACAUUGUAUAUAUUGAGAAACAUAAACCGUAUAUGUAUA
This is a messenger RNA of Cephus cinctus (wheat stem sawfly), 6049 nucleotides long. RefSeq lists its product as uncharacterized. Gene Ontology annotation, cellular component: cell surface. Lineage: Eukaryota; Metazoa; Arthropoda; Insecta; Hymenoptera; Cephidae. The coding region runs from base 94 to 5787 and encodes 1897 amino acids. The transcript has 15 exons. Gene Ontology annotation, molecular function: heparin binding. The record is from RefSeq and is a predicted model, not a curated record.